Molecule: messenger RNA, 4553 nt
Organism: Thalassophryne amazonica
Lineage: Eukaryota; Metazoa; Chordata; Actinopteri; Batrachoidiformes; Batrachoididae
Gene: esyt3
Product: extended synaptotagmin-like protein 3
Exons: 23
Coding region: 137-2680 (847 amino acids)
Biological process (GO): lipid transport
Molecular function (GO): lipid binding
Source: RefSeq, a predicted model, not a curated record
AUCCGGAAGUUUAAACUUUCUCUGAGCUGUGUGUACUUUACCCGGCGGUUUAGUUUGGACCGCAGUGGUUUUCCGAGGAAGUCUGGCUGAAAGGGGAAGCAGAAAUAAAGCGGUUUGUUUUGGAGUAGUGUUGUGAAUGUCGUCCGCCGGACCCCAGGAGGAGGCGCGGAGCCUCGUGGACAGCUCCUCCGUCCACGGCAGCUCCGACGCGCUCAACUCCUCCAGCGUCAACCGCAUGUUGAUGGAGUUCCUCAUGUACUUUGGCAGAGCCGUGCUGCUCCUCUACCCAGUCUACCUGACCGGGUACCUGGGCCUGAGCAUCAGCUGGGUGCUGCUCUGCAUGCUGAUGGCCACCUGGUGGAAGAAGAACAGACAGCGGAAAGACGCUCGCUUCGGAUCCGCCAUCGAGUUUGUGGACAACGAGAAGCAUGUCAUCAACAAGGAGCUGAAAAGUGGCUUACAGAUGGCAUCCUGGGUUAAUUUCCCUGAUGUUGAGAAAGUUGACUGGGUUAACAAGGUGGUGGAGAAGGCAUGGCCUUUCUUUGGAAUGUUCAUGGAGAAGCUCCUCAAGGAAAACAUCCAGUCUACUAUCAGAAUGACCAAUGCUACAUUAAAAAUAUUCACUUUCACCAAAGUCCACUUUGGGCACAUACCUCCCAGGAUUACUGGAAUUAAAGCAUACACUGAUGAAGUGGAUCACAGGGAGGUGAUUCUGGACAUGAAGAUAAGCUAUGAAGGUGACAUGGACAUCGAUGCUGAUGUUACAUCAGGAAUCAAAGUUGGUGUCAAAGGUCUGAAGAUGCAGGGAAUGCUGAGGGUCAUUCUAGAGCCCCUUAUUGGUGACGUACCUUUGGUAGGGGGACUCACCUUUUUCUUCAUGCGUCGCCCUACCAUGGAGUUGAACUGGACGGGCUUGACUAAUCUCUUGGACUGCCCCGGUCUCAAUCAUUUCUCCGAGGAGACCAUCAAUGAAAUCAUUGCCUCUCUCAUGGUGCUGCCCAAUCGCAUGUGUUUUCCUCUCAUAGAUCAGGUUAAAAUGGACAACAUGAGAUUCCCGCUGCCCCGUGGGGUGGUGAGAGUUCACUUGCUGCGGGCCAGAGACCUGGAGGCCAAGGAUACAUACCUGCUGGGAAUAGUCAAAGGAAAGUCAGACCCAUAUGUGAUCCUCAGAGGCAGCCAUAAGCAAGUCAAAAGCAAGACCAUCAAAGAGAAUCUGCACCCGGAGUGGAACGAAGUGUAUGAGUUUGUGGUCCAUGAGGCUCCAGGCCAAGAACUGGAAGUGGAGUUGUUUGACGAGGACCCCGACAAGGACGACUUCCUCGGAAGUUUUCAGUUGGACUUUGGAGAAGUGAAGAGAGAGAAAGAAAUUAACCAGUGGUUUACACUGGAAGGUGUCCAGAGUGGAGAAGUUCUUCUCAAACUCCAGUGGCUUUCCCUGAGUACUGACACCAGCCUGUUGCAGGAGUCCACUCACGGGUGUGCCUGUGCGAUGCUGGCAGUAUAUUUGGAUAGUGCCUCAAACUUACCUAAAGAUGACAGUGAGAUCAUCCACAACCAGAAACACAAGAAGCAUGGGAAGGAAGCUCGGCUUACAAAGAGAAAUGUUGGUCCAAAUUCAUAUGUGGAGCUUUCCGUGGAUAAGGUUGUUCAGAAAAGCAAGGUUGCGUUUACAUCUAAAGACCCGGAGUGGGCCGAGGGCUUCACCUUCUUUGUGCAUGAUGUGAAAACGCAGCGACUCUGUAUUCAGGUCAAAGCACAUGAGAAGAAAACUGUGCUUGGUACUCUGAGUCUGCCUCUGACUCGCCUCCUCGGCAUCUCCGACAUGACACUCGACCAGCGCCUCAUGUUAGAAUUCUCUGGAGCCAACAGCCAGAUCAAACUGAAGGCCACUCUCAGGAUUCUUACUGUGGAACGGCCACCACAAGACAUCAUCAAGACUCCACCACAACCCAGUGUGCAAAGCCUACAGGCCAAACAGGGAAGUGCUACAUUAGCUGCUUCCGCUGCUCCCAGGCUUGCCAGCUCUCCAGUUGCCCAAUCCUUAUCUCCAGCGAAGUCUGUCAAUGGCUUAAGUGACAGUUACACACACAACCGCCGUGGCUCCUUCCUGGCUUCCGGAACUCAGCAGAAGCCCUCUUCGGGGUUGAGCAUGCGUCGAUAUGACUCCCACAGUCUGCUUUCGGACAACUCUAUUGCCUCAUCGCGAUUGGAUAUUACAGAAGGAGCACAAUAUCCAGAGGCUAUUAGGAACCAUAAGGGGUCAUUUGGGGAGAUCCAGCUAACUGUGCGCUAUGCUACCCUGAGGAAAAAACUCAUCGUUAUUGUGAACUCCUGCAGGGACUUGUUCCCCUGCAGCGAGAACAGCACAGACUCUUACGUUCGCCUGUAUUUGCUCCCCGACCAAACCUGGAGACACCGCAAGAGAACACACGUCAAAAAGAGGACAAUAAAUCCUGUCUUCAACGACAAGUUUGAGUUUGAUGUGUCACUUAGUGAAGUGCGGAGUAGGAAGUUGGAUGUGUCGGUGAAAAACAACAAAAUGUUCCACAGGAGAGAGAGAAAGGAGAUUGGCACGGUCGUGCUCGAGCUUUCCCAGCUGGAUCUAAACAAAGGCGUCACAGACUGGUAUGAGCUCACUCUGCCUGAGCUGCAGAAGUCCAACCAGCCGAUGGGCAGCUAGGAGAGCCACUGCUCAGCCACAUUAAGACCAAGUGCAGAUCCAUUAACCACCUGAAGAGUUGAUCAUCGCCACAGCCAGGCUACCAAAACACCCAUCUGUCUGUCUGCUUCUAACAGACAGUAAAUAAAUGUGGUAACAUUACUGUUUAAAAGUCCUCUCAAAUGAGACACACGCACACUCACGUCAGUGAUACUGUAAAAGUCUGCCCCCCCACAAAAAAAGAAAUCUUUACACUUUAAAUGCACUUCCAUUUACAGAUCCCUGCUGUUUAAUACGAGAAUGUGCUGAAUUAUUUACAUCUGUCACACUUUCUUGUGCCCAUGAUAAAGUGGACAAACUGUUCUAGAUUUUCACCAGAUUUGAGCUGGACGUCCUGAUUGUGUGUAUCUCGGAUCUCUUAAAGACUGCACAUCUUGUUGAAGAGUGGCUCUUUUUUAUAUGCCUACCUUAAUCAGUCGAACAUAAAAACACCAUUCUACAUAAAUUAUAAACUGUCCAGAUUUAAAUUUUGACAGCAGAACUACCAGUAUUGUGUUUACUGUAAUCCCAGUGUGGUAACGUGGUUUGAUCACCAACGAAACAUUGGAGCAGCCAAAGUGGUUCAUCCAACACUAGGGCCAAAUGAAUGCCAUGGUACAAAUUACCGGCGGAGGAUUCUGGUUGUACGACUGUGCCUGCCUGUUUAUCUAGCUAGAAUAUAGGUCAGGAAUUCGGAUUUAUGUAUAUAUUUCAAAGUUGAGGUUUUUCUUUUUGUUGUCAUGUAAAUAGUAUUAAGCUUGGCACUGUUGUCAAAAUGUGUUACUACCCAAAUCAUGCUUUGUUGUAGCCAGAUUGCUUUUGAAUAAGUGUUUUUCAUUUUCAAAUUUGUCAUAUUACUGGUUUCAGUAAAAUGACAACUCUUCUUAAUCCAGUCUUUUCUAAUGAAAAAAAAAUCCCGCAAUCGUUCAGUUAAUACUGGUUUAUCUGGAGAAUUAAGUUUAGUUUUAUUCUCUAAAACACGUUUGAAGCUGAGGUGUUUUCUUUGAUUUAGAAACUUCAAAGCAGCUCUGUGUGAAUGAAGACAAAUCGACAACAGAUCAAUGUCUGCUAAGGCUUCACAUAAUUCUGCUUUGAUGGUUUUACAUACUGUUUGUUUCUUACUUUCUCUUCAGAAAGUUCCGUGAAGUCAAAGUACUGAGAACAAAUUGUUGUCACUAAAGAAUAAAAGAUGAAUAUUAUUGCUCCUGUAUGGAGUAGAUGUAGCUCUUUCCUGAUGUCCAUUAAUGACUUCACAUCAAAGCAAAAUAUAUUUUAAAGACAUCUGGUUAAAACCUGUUCAAAUGAUUGUUUAUAGAGCUCAUAAUGUGACUUGUCAAUAUUUAGGAGAAAUAAAUUAGAGAUGUUCUGCUCAGAUUCUCUUCUUUGUCAAAAGCCCAAGUUGGACCUCUUUGCCGGUCAAACUCUGUUCUAUUUUUAUUUAUAUAAAUAAAUAUAAAUUGUGUUACAUUAACCUAAAAUGUUUGAAGAGGUUUCAAAAACACAGAUGAUCACAAAGUCUGUCAUCAAUGUGCAAUCAGAUCCAGGUGUUUGUAACUUUUCCUCUUUGUACUGCCACAAUAUCUGGAUCAGUGGCCAACAAUCCAGAUCAAAGGUCAGCAAUCAGAGGUCAGAGUUAAGUCAGAAUUUUUUUUUUUUUUUUUUUUUUUUUUUGGUAUUUCAGUCUCUUUUUAUAAAGUUAAAGUUUUACUGUCAUAGUUUUUAAUUUGUGGGGACUGGGGGAAGACUUAUUUUUUCCGAUUACAGAAAUGUUUCUAAAGUUGUGCUUGUACUUUGAGCUACAAGUAACCUCUGUACAGUUUGUCCAUCUCUGUGAAUAAAUGAUUAUCUUCCAGAA